Messenger RNA from Magnolia sinica, 2315 nucleotides. RefSeq names its product probable ubiquitin-like-specific protease 2A. Gene Ontology annotation, biological process: proteolysis. Bases 166 to 2076 code for a protein of 636 amino acids. Gene Ontology annotation, molecular function: cysteine-type peptidase activity; protein binding. The record is from RefSeq and is a predicted model, not a curated record. The transcript is spliced from 10 exons. Lineage: Eukaryota; Viridiplantae; Streptophyta; Magnoliopsida; Magnoliales; Magnoliaceae.
UUGACUAUUUUUCAAUGCGGAGAUUUUUGGUGACUGCAGCAUUCCUACUGGGGCUGAUAACUGAUAAUCAAUAAUCCAUCUUCAAUAUUCUUCCCCUCAUUUACCGUCUCUGGUCGAUCCCAAUUAUUCCAUUUCCACGGGCAAAGUUCAUUACAACACACCCCAAUGAUGUCUAUGAACAAGGUGCCAGUGCUUUGUAGAUUCGGGGGCGACUUCAUUUGGGAAUCAAAUAAGGUUUAUUAUAGAGGAGGCACAAACCGCAUUGUUCAUGUUGAUCGAGCGAUCGAUUACCUCAAUCUUUUAUUUAAAGUGCACGAGAUUUACAAGUUGACCGAUGUUAGCAGCAUCAAGUACAAAUAUCCUACUCUAGAUUUGGAUUCACUUGUGUCGAUUGAGAAUGAUGAAGACUUAUCCAAUAUGAUGGAAGCAUUUCCUCGAAGUAGCGAGCCUAUUAACCUCUAUGUUUUUGGUGACCAAAACCUUUCAAUCCCCAUUCCCAUUCCUAGUAAUGUAAUGCGGAAUGCUGAUACUGGAAAUGUUCAAGCAUCGUUGCAAGAUUUACGUGGAAGUAAUACAACAGUUGCACCUUCCUCACAUAAUACAAGUGCCAAUGACAGUGGUGUUCCAAAUGCGUCAAAUGGCUUGCGUGAAACAGGCUGCUUGUUGAUGGAUAGUUGUGUCAGUGACAUGCCGAAAAUGAUGUUGGUUUUAAAAGAAGGCCAAGAAUUUGUAGAUGCAAAUGCUUUCCACAAAGCUUUAAGGGAGUACGCCAUACGUUCAAAGUUCGAAUACAAGCGAACCAGGUUUGGUGGUGGCCAUUAUCAAGCGAAAUGCAUUAAAGGAAAUUGCUCAUGGCGCAUACAUGCAUAUAAGCUUCCUGACAAGCCUACAUUUAAGAUAAAAUCCUUGAAGGGAAACCAUACUUGUAAUGUGGUGAAUGAGUCAACAAUGCCAAACACAACAACACAUCGACAAGCCAGUAGGAGUUGGAUUGCUGCUUUAGUUAAGGAUCGACUCCAGAAAAAUUUGCGUUGUAGACCCAAAGAUAUUGUCAAUGAGAUUAGUCGAGAAUACGGGAUCAAAGUAAGUUAUGAUAAAGCUUGGAGGGGUAAACAAUUCGCACUAAAAGAGAUGCAGUGUGAACAAUCCAUUAAGACACUUACAAUGACUCAUGAAGAAAUACAAACAACCAAUCCAGGAGGCAUGGCAAAGCUUAGCAGUAUUGAUGAGCCUUUUAAAGAUGUUAUCUAUCCAAAAGGAGAUCUUGAUGCUGUUUCAAUUAGUAAGAGAGACGUUGAGCUAUUGCAACCAAAGAAAUUCAUCAAUGACACCAUCAUUGACUUUUAUCUUAAAUACUUAAAGAAUAAAAUCCCAGUUGAGGACAAGCAAAGAUUCCAUUUUUUCAACUGUUUUUUCUUCUGCAAGCUAGCUGAUAUAGACAAGGAUCCAGGAAGUGCAAGAGAAGGGAGUGCAGCUUUCCUAAAUGUUCGUAAAUGGACAGGGAAAGUAAAUGUAUUUGAAAAGGAUUACAUCUUCAUACCUGUAAAUUUCACUAAUCAUUGGAGUUUGAUAGUUAUUUGUCAUCCUGGAGAGGUAGCUAAUUUUAAAGAUGAAGAAAUUGAAAAGGCACCUAAAGUACCAUGCAUAUUGCACAUGGAUUCUUGGAAAGGAAUUCACAAAGGUUUAGAGAAUCUUAUUCGAAGAUAUCUGUGGGAGGAGUGGAAUCAUCGGCCGGAGUCAUUUAAAGAUGUUUCUUUAAAAUUCUCAAAUUUGCGAUUUGUCUCUCCAGAGCUGCCACAACAAGAAAAUCCAUUUGAUUGUGGCCUCUUUCUGCUCCACUAUGUGGAACUGUUUUUGAAGGAAGCCCCAGUUAACUUGAACCCCUUUAAGAUAAAGUUCUCGAAAUUUGAAGAUGCUGAAACUGGCAAGCAGUUUGUAUUCUUGCCUUCAGAUAGAGUUGGUUAUAAGCUGCAGGCUGAAAUUACAGUCGAAGCAUGUCCGGCCCAUCAUUCCUUCAACGACGUUGCAGCACUGAGGUGUCAUGUUCGGAAGAGAUAUCGGUGCAACCCAAGUUGAUUUUGUGGGUUCUAAUGAGCAGGUAGAAGAAACAGGGGAAAAGCCAAUGUCGGUCUUGCCUAAAGACUUUUGGGGGUGACUCUUAUAACCCAGCUUCGACUUCUGAUCCAGUCAAUGGUAGAAACAACUUUACUUCAUUGGUGUAAUGAAAAAUGUUAUAAAGUAUCAUUUAGGAUGUGUAUUUGGAAGAAUUGUUGAAAUGUAUUGCAAUCAUUGGUGUAAUGAAAUGAAAUUACCAA